UUUAUCGGCAACCAUGUAGCUGCUGUGACAGCGAAAACCUUCCGUGGCUUGCAUCAGUUAUCACGCGUGGACAUGUUUAUUCACGUCGGGAGAAAAUAUCAGCGUCUCAGAAUAUGUUUGUGCCGAUAAGUGGACGCUCGGAGGGAAACUGGGAGGGAGUCGACGGUGAAAGCGGAGCCUUUUAACCGGAGUCUGUCGGCCGGCGGGGACUGGAUUUAUUAAACUACAUUAACCGCUGACCACCACUGCCCUGCCGAGCUGAUUUUACUCCCCGACCCGGGCGCGGUAACGGAGUGAUACUGGGGUGAGUUCGUUUCGUAGCAGCAGCAGCUACGCGUUACCGCCCUGUUUUGUUUUUGUUUGUUUUUUUUCCUCGGCUGGAGGAAGGCUGGAUUUACUCUGCCGGUUGAAGAAUCAUACCAAGUCCUGUUAACACCAUGGGGAAUACAACCUCCUGCUGUGUGUCUGCCAGCCCCAAACACCGGAGGACCAAUCACUCUCGCCUGGAACCGUACCGGCCGGAGCCGGAGCUGAGCCGGGAGGACACGGGCUGUAACCUGCAGCACAUCAGCGACAGAGAAAACAUCGACGAUCUGCCCAUGGAGUACAAUCCCUCUGAUCAUCCUCGGGCCAGCACUAUCUUUCUUAGCAAGUCUCAAACUGAUGUUCGAGAAAAGCGGAAAAGCCUUUACAUCAACCAUUUUACACACAUUUCGGAGAACAAGCAUCAUCCGGGCCCAGUGAGACGGAAGUACAGCUCAUGUUCUACCAUAUUCCUUGAUGACAGCACUGUCAGUCAGCCCAACCUCAAGUACACCAUCAAAUGUGUAGCCCUUGCAAUAUACUACCACAUAAAGAACAGAGAAAUCGACGGAAGAAUGUUAUUAGAUAUUUUUGAUGAGAAACUACACCCACUUUCGAAAUCUGAAGUUCCUUCUGAUUAUGACAAACAUGACCCUGAGCAGAGGCAGAUCUACCGUUUUGUCAGGACACUGUUCAGCGCUGCACAGCUCACUGCUGAGUGUGCCAUUGUUACGUUGGUGUAUUUGGAGAGACUCCUCACUUACGCUGAGAUUGACAUUUGCCCUGGAAACUGGAAGCGAAUUGUCUUAGGUGCCAUUCUCCUUGCGUCUAAAGUGUGGGAUGACCAGGCGGUCUGGAAUGUCGACUACUGCCAAAUUCUCAAGGAUAUCACUGUGGAGGAUAUGAAUGAGCUGGAGCGUCAGUUUCUGGAGCUGCUGCAGUUCAACAUCAAUGUGCCAUCCAGCGUCUAUGCCAAGUAUUACUUUGACCUGCGCUCACUGGCUGAAGCCAACAACCUCAGCUCCCCUCUGGAGCCUCUCAGCAGAGACAAGGCCCAGAAACUGGAGGCAAUCUCAAGGUUAUGUGAUGACAAAUACAAGGACUUGAGGAAAUUAGCCAAGAAGCGGUCAGUAAGCGCAGACAACCUGGCAGUGGUGCUGUGGUGCCCUGCAAUCAUUUCCUAACACACGGCUCCAGCAGCACGGGGCAGAGGAUCAGCCUGAUGGACAGAUCCGAUCAGAGAGGAGAGCAGUCCUGUGGAUGCUGCCUGCCCACUAAAACAGGAAAAUGUGAACACUGACACAUUCUGGCACUUUUGUGAGUGUGACUCCACUCUCUGUGGUUUUUGUACAUAAAAUAAGUCCCACUGGUUGCCUGCACUGAACCAAACAGCUGAUGGAAACCCAACUGAACUGUUUGAAUGAAGAUUGUGGCUGCAGAAUAAGUCAAAAGGAAACACACCUGUUGAGAGGAGAGACUGUGAAUGGAGUGUGGAACAGAAAGGAAGUGGCUUUACAACCACAACAGCGUUCCAAAAUGCCCUUCAAGAAAGGCCGUGUACAUUUCUUUUCAUAUUCUGUCUCUGGUUUCUUAGCGGAAGCAUGAGAUUCAUUUUUGAAUAACUCUUGAGUUUGUUGCAGUGUUUUGUUGACGUACCUGUUCAUCCAUUGGACCCUUACAAAAAUUCUGCUCACUGAUCCAAGCGUACAUUUUUUUUAAACAAAUGAAAGUUUGUACAUUCCACCGUUUACUUGCAGUUCGAGAUUGCAGUGAGAAAUCUGACAUAAAAUUUAACAACACAUCACAAGCUUUCUGAGACAAAAUGUUCCGUGGAAUAGUUUUGAUCCAUUAAAUCUUUGUACAGAUGGAUAUCAACUCAGUUAGGUUGUAUGAGUUCAGUUCAAGGACACUUUGAGAGGACCUGAGUCACAUUUCCUGAUAAGUCCCUCUUAAAAGUUUUAUGAGCAUUUUAACAGUUUCAGUUUGUUCAUAAACAAUAUUUAUCAGCCAACAAAUGCACUAAUCUUCUUAGGGUCAGCUGUCCAAAAUCCAAAAAUACUUCACAUCAAGGGUGCACCAAUCAAUAAAGAUGCAUUCAAAAUAACAGUACAUGUUGACGUUGCCAAAUAUGAAUACUAACGUUGUAGGCUAGCCUUUAUCCAUGACAGUGCUGUGUUGUUAACACUGUGAUCAUUGUCUGUGCGACGGUGGCCUUAUGUGGCGUGUGACCAGAAAGAUCAUAUCCAAGUGUUCGAUAUUAAAUGCUUCAGCAGAUGAACAGUGCACGUGAGGGGUCAGGGCACACUCUGUAAGCUACGAUAUUCUUACAAGUGACUUAAAUCAGGAACCAGCUCUUUUGAUUAAACAGGCUAAGCUAUGAUCAUAUUAAGCCCCUUUCCACUCAGAAUCUGGCCCCAACCUACUUUGUGUUUUUGUCUGUUCUUCAUCAGUGCAUUCCAAAGCAUUUGACACUGAAACCAAAUAUUUGGAUAGAAAGUAACACUGUCAUACUGCAACACAGCAGUGCAUCUGGAAGAAGUAUCUUGUUUUGGAGGUCUUAGAUACAAUGUUGAAGUAGGUGAAUUGUUGUCUACACAAGGACUCUCAUUUAAAACUGAACACAGAAAUCAUUUGUGAUUAAGCAUGUGUUGCUACGGACUGGUUUCACAAAACCUCUCCAGUUCCAUGGACUUUUCUAAAUCACCAUUUGAACCUAAGAGUUUGAGAUGGGGAAGAUUUUCUCUUCCAACAAAGAUAUCAUCCUACAGUUCAGAUCCAAAGGCAAUAUCAACGCGUGGAUUAGUUGUUCUGAAUAAACGUUUGGAGAGAAGUAGGAGAGCAACCUCGACUCACCAUAAAGAGGUUGUUUUGUACUUUAUUCACUGCCGUUGUCCUGACCUGUGGUGCCUGUAAUAAGCUAGUUUAACACAAUUCAUUUUUCCCCAGUUUUAUUGGAGGAAUAGAACAAAUAUUUCUUAAAAUCUUCUCUUUUCAACACUUUCUACUGUUCUUCCACUUUAUCAAGAGACAGCACAAAUGGAAUACUGAACUCUGGGCAACAAAGCCAAGAAGCAUGAUUCUUCAGGGUUGUUUUUUCUUCUUCUGGACAUGACCGAAAUUAAUUUUUAAAUAAGCAUUAUGUUCUAAUUUAAAAAGUGCUUACAAAACAAAAAAAAUGUGAAUGUUCUGCUGAAUUGUGUGUACAGUGUAAAUUCAGUACCAGUGAGUCUGUAAAAGCCAGAAUAAAAAUAGUAGAAUAUUUAUAUUGGAGCAGUUUUUACAUGAAGUCAAUGAUGGGAAUGUUUGAUUCUGACAAAUGAAGAAAGCUGAAGUAUUAAAGUUCAGAUCAAAACAAGAGA
Messenger RNA from Thalassophryne amazonica, 3662 nucleotides. RefSeq names its product cyclin Y (gene ccny). Bases 438 to 1487 code for a protein of 349 amino acids. Gene Ontology annotation, cellular component: cytoplasmic cyclin-dependent protein kinase holoenzyme complex; plasma membrane. NCBI's taxonomy places the organism in Eukaryota, Metazoa, Chordata, Actinopteri, Batrachoidiformes, Batrachoididae. Gene Ontology annotation, biological process: regulation of cyclin-dependent protein serine/threonine kinase activity; regulation of canonical Wnt signaling pathway. The record is from RefSeq and is a predicted model, not a curated record. The transcript is spliced from 11 exons. Gene Ontology annotation, molecular function: protein kinase binding; cyclin-dependent protein serine/threonine kinase activator activity.